UAUAAACUCGCAAAGGGAGUGAAGUAAAUUAUUUCCAUGAAUAAUUGUAGUGUGGAAGUCUGCAUUAUCCUCUACCACCGCGGCUCUCCCAAUAUGCCAACUGAGCCUCCUCCAACAUUUUCUGCACUGGAAGAGCGGAUUGAUCAUUAUUUGUUGCAUCCUGACAACCUUCCCAUACAUGAUUAUAGGUACUGUCAAGAGUAUGUGGAGCCAGCGACCGACUUCACUGAGCUGCUGGCAGUUGAGCGGAGCCCUGUCUCCACCACCCUACAGGUGGACCGUGACCCGACCACAGGCGAGAUCCGCGCGUUCACUGAGGUGCCCGUGGACCCCGCCGAGCUGGGCCGCACGGCGCGCAACUCGUUCUCACUGCGACGUGCGCCGGGCCCGGCCGAACAGGACGUGCGGGGCGACGUGGCCAAUUUCCCAUUCUGGCCGGGUGGCAUGGCGCCGCCGCCGCCGGCCGAGCCCGAGCUGGAAGAGCUCGACCCCAGCGAGUACCUGACGCUGGCACCGGGCCUCUCGGACGGUCUGCGCCUGGAGUUGGCCGAGCCUGACUGGGCGCCGGCCACCGACCCGACCGCCGGCGAGCCGCUGGUGCCCGAGCUCGGCUACGACUGGGUGUGGCAGCGCGACUCGGCCGCCGAGGAGCCGUCGCUCGAGCCGCCGCAGUCCGGCCCGAGCCCCGCCGACCAGCAGCAGCAGACCGAGCUGGAGGCCGCGCUCACGCCGGCGGUGGUGCCGGUGCUGGGCACCACGGAGGCCGCCCGGCCCGGCCGCCGCCUCAGGUCUACCAAGUGGGCCGAGGAAGUGGACAUCAGCCGACCCAUCGACGACUUCCACCGGCUGGUGCCCAACAUGGCUCACAAGUUUCCUUACGAGCUAGACACUUUCCAAAAGCAGGCCGUGCUGCACCUGGAGCGGGCCGAGAGCGUGUUCGUGGCCGCCCACACGUCCGCCGGCAAGACGACCGUGGCCGAGUACGCCAUCGCCAUGUCCAGGAGAAACGGCACCAAGACGGUGUACACCUCGCCCAUCAAGGCGCUGUCCAACCAGAAGUUCCGCGACUUCAAGACCACCUUCAACGACGUGGGCCUGCUGACGGGCGACAUCCAGAUCAACAAGGAGGCCUCCUGUCUGAUCUGCACCACCGAGAUUCUGCGUUCCAUGCUCUACAACGGCAGCGACCUGAUCCGAGACCUCGAGUGGGUCAUCUUCGACGAAGUGCAUUACAUCAACGACCCGGAGCGUGGUGUGGUGUGGGAGGAGUCGCUGAUCCUGCUGCCCGACACGGUGGGCAUUGUGCUGCUGUCAGCCACCGUUCCGAACGCGCUAGAGUUCGCCGACUGGAUCGGACACAUCAAGAAACGGAAGCUGCGGGUGAUAAGCACUGCAAAGCGGCCCGUGCCCCUGGAGCAUUUCCUCUACACGGGCCAGGGCGGCAAGUCGAGGGACGACAGGUUCCUCGUGCUGGACUCACGGGGCCAGUUCAUCACGCCAGGGUACCUGCAAGCGAUGGAGGCGAAGAAGGGCGCUAUAAAGAAGGGCGGCACGAGCGCUAGGGACAGUCGCGGGGCCCGCGGCGCUGGUGGCGGCGGCAGGGGCGGCCACGGCGGCCACGGAGGCCACGGAGGCGGCCAUGGCGGCGGGCCGCAGCAGGAACGUAACACGUGGAUCGGUCUGGUGGAGCACCUGCGCCGCCGCGAGCUGCUGCCAGUGGUGGCCUUCACGUUCUCGCGCGCGCGCUGCGACUCUAACGCCGCCUCACUCACCUCGCUGGCGCUGACCACCGAGCGCGAGAAGAACGAGAUCCGCUACUUCUUCAAUCGCUGCCUGCAGCGGCUGACAGCACCCGAUCAGAAGCUGCCGCAGGUGACCCAGAUGUCGGAGCUGCUGGCGCGCGGCGUGGGCGUUCACCACAGCGGCAUUCUGCCCAUCCUGAAGGAGGUCAUUGAGAUGCUGUUCCAGCGCGGCCUCGUCAAGCUUCUCUUUGCCACGGAGACGUUCGCCAUGGGGGUGAACAUGCCAGCCCGCACUGUGAUCUUCGACUCCAUCCGCAAACACGACGGCAAAGGGUUCCGCACCCUUUUACCAGGCGAAUACAUCCAGAUGGCGGGCCGAGCAGGCCGGCGGGGUCUCGACCCCACCGGCACCGUCAUCAUCAUGUGCAAGCACGAAGUGCCCGAGAGCUCUGAGCUACAGGGCAUGAUGCUGGGAAAGCCAACACAGCUGGUGUCGCAGUUCCAUCUCACCUACAGCAUGAUAUUGAACCUUUUGCGUAUUCAGCAGCUGCGAAUCGAGGACAUCAUGAAGAGUAGCUUCGCCGAGGUCGACGGUCAAAAGACACGGGCUGAAAAUGAACAGCGGCUGUCUAGGCUGCAGGCGAGCGUGGAGCAACAGCGGCCGUCGGUGGACAGGUCAUGUGCCGACAUCGACCCGUUCUUCACCGCCUGCCGCGACUACCUCCAGAUGCGCGACGGUGUCCGGGAGCGGCUGUACGCCACGAAUGCCGGCGUCAAGGCGUUGGAGAGCGUCGGCCAGCUGGUGGUCUUCUCCACGGACACGCUGUCCCGCCGGAUCGGCGUCGUGCUUCAGUUCCAGCGGUCAGCCGGCCACACGUUCUCAGUGCUGGCGUGUGAGGGCGGCGUGCGGCCCGACGACACGUCUCCGGUCGCCUGGCGCAUGCGCCAAGCCGUCUCGGACCAGCUGCUGGAGCCGGUGGGCCCGGCCACCUACGGCCUGCACACGGUGACCCGGGCAGACGUCGACCAGCUGCUGACCAAGACGGUCAAAGUGGAGGCCUCCAAGGUCGUGGACGACAUCAAGAGGCGGCAGCUGCCGCGGUUCGCCGACAACCCGCCGUCCGAGUCGUGCGCGCGCGCCAUCCGGGAGCUGGCGGCGGCCGCCGGCGUCGCGGCCCGCCAGCUGCACGUCAACCAGAUCGAGCUGGCGGACGACUUAGCCAGUCUGGAGCGGCUCCGGCAGCGUCUGCUGGAGUUCGAAUGCAUCCAGAGCCCGCUGUUCCCCGAGACGCUGGAGGCGGUGAGCGCGUACCGCGCGGUGCAGGACGAGAUCGCCGACCUGCAGUUCCGCCUGUCGGAUGCCUCGCUCCGGCUGCGCCCCGAGUACCAGCUGCGCGUUAACGUGCUCCGCCACCUCAGCUACGUCGACAAGAACAACGUCGUGAAGAUGAAGGGCCGGGUGGGCUGCGAGAUGGGAUACCGCGAGCUGCUCGUGACGGAGUUGGUGUUCCACGACGUGCUGACGCGGCGCGAGCCGGCCGAGAUCGCCGCCCUGCUCUCGGCACUCGUGUUCGAGCAGAAGCGCUGCAGCGAGCCGCAGCUACUGCCGGCGCUCGAGAAGGGUAAGGAGGAGCUGAUCAGUGUGGCCCGGGAGAUCGACCACUGCCAGAACGAAUGUCACCUGGGCGACGCCGAGAAACACGAGGAGAUGCUGAACUUUGGCCUGGUGGAGGUGGUGUUCGAGUGGGCCCGAGGCAUGACGUUCAACAACAUCGUGCAGCUGACGGACGUGCAGGAGGGCAUCAUCGUGCGCUGCAUCCAGCGGCUGGAUGAGACGCUGCGCGAUGUCAGGAACGCCGCCCGGACCAUCGGCAACCCCACGCUCUAUGAGAAGGCGAGCCAGGCCAGCACCGACAUCAAACGCGACAUCGUGUUCGCCGCCAGUCUGUACACGCAGACGUGAUGGCCGCUGUCGGUCUGUACACGCAGACGUGAUGGCGGCGGCCGGUCUGUACACGCAGACGUGAUGGCGGCGGUCGGUCUGUACACGCAAACGUGAUGGCGGCGGUCGGUCUGUACACGCAGACGUGAUGACCGAGGCCGGUCUGUACAUGCAGACAUGGCCAUGGCUGAGCUCCCUGUCCGUGUCUGCGAGAGGAACUCAUUCGCCGGUUUGUGCAGUGUCGUGUGCUUAACUGGCCGACCGUGUCUUUCGCCUAUGCCAGCAAGGAAUUUCUUCAACUUUUUUAGUAGCGGGGCUACGCUCUGUCUGGACUCCUGCCGGCACUAGCCUGUUAAUAAGUUGGCCAUGUGAUAAAUGUGUAUUUGACUGCAAUGGGGUAUGGUCGUGAAAUCAUGCUGCUGAGAUCUUAUGUUGCAAUAUACUAGUUAUGCAAUG
This is a messenger RNA of Pollicipes pollicipes, 4140 nucleotides long. RefSeq names its product helicase SKI2W. Gene Ontology annotation, biological process: nuclear-transcribed mRNA catabolic process, 3'-5' exonucleolytic nonsense-mediated decay. The transcript has 23 exons. Gene Ontology annotation, molecular function: RNA helicase activity; ATP binding; RNA binding. The record is from RefSeq and is a predicted model, not a curated record. Bases 37 to 3705 code for a protein of 1222 amino acids. Gene Ontology annotation, cellular component: Ski complex. Lineage: Eukaryota; Metazoa; Arthropoda; Thecostraca; Pollicipedomorpha; Pollicipedidae.